Rotaria sp. Silwood2 is the source of this 450-nucleotide messenger RNA. The record is from the annotation of a GenBank genome assembly. NCBI's taxonomy places the organism in Eukaryota, Metazoa, Rotifera, Eurotatoria, Philodinida, Philodinidae.
CUAGUUGCUUCCUGUAACUAUGAGAUAAAAAAAAAUCGCUGGUGUAUUUUCAAAUUUUUGAGUACGGGUCAAAAAUGACCCAGGCUGGUAGUACUAGGGUUAAUUUGGAAUUUUUUUUCCAGUGGUCACGGUCGUGGAGCUGUAGACGGAAUAGGAGGAACGGUGAAACGAUUAGUGUGGAAAGGUGUUAUGGCAAACAAAUGUAUCAUACAUAAUGCAAAAGAUUUCGUACGUUAUGCAUCUGCAGUUACCAAGAGCAUCAAUGUUAUUCUUAUUAAUACACAACAAAUUACAUCUCAAUCACCAUUACUUGAUCAACGUUGGGCUAAAGUUCGACCUAUUCCAAAUACUUUGAAAAUUCAUUAUGUUAAGUCAUUAUCACUCUAUAAUGUUGAAGUAAAACCAUUUUCUAAAUCAGCAGAUACAAAAACAUUCUGCCUUAAGUCAUAA